AUGCUUCUCCAAAGAGAAGCAAACAGACAAACCCGUGCUGGAGAGGUCGUGAGCAGGUCGCCCCUAUUCCAGUCGCGUCAAUGGGAUCUUCAGUCCAAGCUCCAGCGGUGGAGGGUCGACUUUGCCAUAUGGAGUGAAAAGGACUCCUCGUUCGCAAGAACAGCUUUUGCAGCAACUCUACUGAGUUGGCACGCAGCCAUCUCAGUCAUGAUUUCAAGUUGCCUUAAACAACAUGAGACCGAAUAUGAUAUGCAUUUCGGUCAAUUCCGGUCUAUUGUUAGCUGGUCAAAGCAUAUUCUAGAUUUCUCAGCGACGCCAGGUCGAUCACAAUCACCGUUCACAUUCGAAAUGGGCGUCGGCAUGCCUCUAUUUUUCACCACUGUUAAGUGCCGUCAUCCGGCCCUACGCCGAGAGGCACUGGAUCUCCUUCGACGAGCGCCUUCGGUACAAGGUUUCUUUAACUGCCCGUCAUGGGCUGCUCUGGCCGAGAAGGUCCUUGAAAUUGAAGAGGGACGGCUUUCCGAAGUAAGGAAACGCGUGCUGCUGGAAGGAAGGAAUCUCAGUUUGCCUUCGCGCGAGGACGAACUGGUCAUGGUCGUGCAUGAAGAGUGGUACCCGUCCACUGCCGAUGGGCAGCAAGAACUUAUUUCAGAGAAUUGCAGAGUCCAUGAUUAUGGAACUUCUCCUCUAGCCAGUUCACGCUUUCGAGAUGGUCUGAGAUCAGAGGAAGUAAAAACGUUUCUUCGUUUUACGCGAAACAGACGAAGUGCGAAGGGGGAGUGGUAUUUAGAGGAGCUUUUCUGCAUGAUGUCUUGA
This is a messenger RNA of Penicillium lagena, 816 nucleotides long. RefSeq lists its product as uncharacterized. The coding region runs from base 1 to 816 and encodes 271 amino acids. The record is from RefSeq and is a predicted model, not a curated record. The transcript has a single exon. NCBI's taxonomy places the organism in Eukaryota, Fungi, Ascomycota, Eurotiomycetes, Eurotiales, Aspergillaceae.